AUGGAUAUGACGUCGGCAGCCGAGGCGCGCAGCUGGUACGACAACCAGCGGCUCGGAGGCUCGCCCGGAACAUCGGCCGCCCUUGGCCAUCAGACGGCUGCGGUCGAUCCUUCGGAAAUGAACCCAUUCUACCCGCUGGAAAAUGGCUCCCAUCGGCGGUACUAUCCGGCCAGCUACGGACCCCACGCAUCCCGCAUGACCACGUCCCACGUCUCACCACAGGUCUGCCGGCCACAUUUCCACGGCCCGUUAUCGUGGCUAAGCGACCCACCGAAACCGAUCGCGUCCAGCAGUGCGUGGGGUAGCCCGUUCGCUUGCCCCCAGGACCCCCAGGACAAGCUGGCCCAGGUGCAGGGUGGCCAGUCCGGGCAGCAUCUCUUCUCGUUCCCGCCCACCCCGCCCAAGGACUCGACGCCCGAUUCCGUGCAGACGGCACCCGCCGAGUAUCAGGCCACGAUCAACGCGUUCAUGCACCAGGCCCAAGUGGGCGCCAGCGGUGCGGUGGUGGGUGGUGGUGUCGGUGGUGGAGUGGGCGGUGGUGCAUCCUCUGGCCAGACGGCGGACGGCUGCGGGCUUGACGUGAAGCCCUGUCUGACGGGUGGCAACGGAUCGAACGGUGGCGGCAGUGGUGGUGGCGGAGGCGGCCAGAACCAACCAAAGCAGCGCGAAGGUACGAGCGGCGGUAGUGGAGGCAGUGGUGGUGGCCACGGCCCAAAUGGCGGAGGACAACCGACCGGAAGUGGGCUCGGUGGAGUUCACGGUGGUCAAGGCAACGCAGCGACGGGACACACUUCCGGCGCGGGUUUGUUCGAUGGCACGGGCCAGACGGCGUACGGGGGUGGGUAUGAUGCGGGCGGGUACGGGUACCACCCCCAGCAUGCGGGGGUGGCACCCUUCGGCCAGUCUAACCCACGCCCCGCCAUGAACAGCCCGCACAUGAAGCCGCAAAGGACGAAAGCUCGCACGAGCGCCGAGGGCCGAGAGUGCGUCAACUGCGGUGCGACAUCAACGCCCUUAUGGCGACGGGACGGCACCGGCCACUACCUCUGCAACGCCUGCGGACUUUACUACAAAAUGAACGGCCAGAAUCGUCCGCUGAUCAAACCGAAACGAAGACUGGUUAGCUCGCUUCAAAGUGCCGCUCGCCGUGCGGGAACAUCAUGCGCGAACUGCAAAACGACGACCACCACCCUCUGGCGACGGAAUCAGGGCGGCGAACCCGUUUGCAACGCCUGCGGACUCUACUACAAGCUGCACAACGUCAACCGGCCGCUAACGAUGAAGAAGGAAGGCAUCCAGACGCGAAACCGCAAGCUGUCGUCCAAAUCGAAGAAAAAGAAGGGUAUUCCCGGCUCGUGUCUUCCGCUCGGCAGCCACCUCGGGGACCUGAUGAAGCCGCUCGAUCAUAAGCCCUCCUUUCCGGGGCCAUUCCCAGGCUCGAUGGGACAACACGGGCAUCUGUCCGGUGGACUACAUCCGGCUCACACGCACAUGCACGGUGGGUGGUACACGACCGGAAUGGGUGCACUCGGGACUUCCGGUGGGCUGCAAAAUGGAUUCGGUGGAGCGGGUUCGCUUGGUGGUGGAGUCGUGCCACACUCGCAGUCGUACCAUCUAGGACUAAAUUCAAUGAGCUGGCGUUCCGAGUACACGUGA
Anopheles nili is the source of this 1656-nucleotide messenger RNA. It is a transcript of the gene grn, whose product is annotated as endothelial transcription factor GATA-2. Lineage: Eukaryota; Metazoa; Arthropoda; Insecta; Diptera; Culicidae. Bases 1 to 1656 code for a protein of 551 amino acids. The transcript is spliced from 7 exons. Gene Ontology annotation, biological process: positive regulation of transcription by RNA polymerase II; cell fate commitment; negative regulation of transcription by RNA polymerase II. The record is from RefSeq and is a predicted model, not a curated record. Gene Ontology annotation, molecular function: zinc ion binding; RNA polymerase II cis-regulatory region sequence-specific DNA binding; DNA-binding transcription factor activity, RNA polymerase II-specific. Gene Ontology annotation, cellular component: nucleus.